AUGUCUAAUGAGGAACGACGUCUGGGUUGCCAUUAUCCGAACAUUCGCACUCAUCCCGACGGCCUCCCAUUUCCAAGACCAACUCGUUCUGACACCACAAAUUUUCCAGGAAACCCUGGUCCAGGCAGCACAAAUUGUCCAGGACAUCCUUGUCCCAACGCUGUCGCUUUUCGUCCAGACGUCCUUAUUAGAUUUCCACCCAAGGGACCAACUUGCCAUACGAAGUGCGCCUAUUUUAGCAGCUUUGCAGCCAUAAACCACGACCUCGAUCGAACGAUGAAAACUAAAGUGAUUUCUUACAAAAGUGGACAGAAGACAGUGAGCAUUAGUAGUGCCGCGAUCGUGUUGGAAUCAGGUGAAAAAGAUGGCAUCAAACAUACAUGGAGUGUACGUGUCGAUACUUCUUCUAGAGCCAAUUUCACAUUGAACAUUGAUUGGAAAGAUUUGAAAAACCAAGGAGCUCAUCGUCUUGUUGGACAUUUGAUACUCAGUUCUGUUAACAGCUAUUUGCCUCCACAUAGAGUAGCUAUUGAUUGGACUGACACGAACCAUUCAGUUUUGGCAGCAAUUGGAAAUAGCCUUAAUUCCAGUUUUGAGUACAAUCUCACUGCUCACUACGCUGAAUCGUCUCCACCCGAUAAGAUGUCUUAUGAAAAACUGUUUGUGGCUUCCGAUAAAACAGAUGUGGUUCUUGUUGUCGAUGGAAAGAAGCUGAAUGUUAACAAAUCGUUCCUUUCCUUCCACUCCGACUAUUUCUCCAAUCUUUUCUCUUCGAAUUCCAAAGAAGGACAAAUGAAAGAAAUCGAAAUCAAAGAAGUUUCGUAUGAAGAUUUUGGGCUUCUUUGCAGCAGUUUCUAUCCGAAUCCGCAGUUUCCAAACGAUCAAACUGUCGAGAAACUUCUGGAGAUGGCUAGCCGUUUUCAAGUGUCAUCAGUUGUUGGAAUUGUCGAAUAUCACCUUCUCAAUAAUUCAAGAAUCGGAUAUGAGAGAAUGUUAUGGUUUGCUGAUGAAUACCAAAUGCCGAAGCUUCUGGAGAAGUGUAUCAGUCAAAUGAACUCACUGGCGAUGGCUAAGAAAUUGGAGAAGUCUCCGGAAUUCGAAAAAAAAUUUGCAGAUCAAACUGUCGAGAAGCUUCUGGAGAUGGCUAGCCGUUUUCAAGUGUCAUCAGUUGUUGGAUUGUCGAAUAUCACCUUCUCAAUAAUUCAAGAAUCGGAUAUGAGAGAAUGUUAUGGUUUGCUGAUGAAUACCAAAUGCCGAAGCUUUUGGCGAAGUGUAUCAGUGAGAUGA
Molecule: messenger RNA, 1287 nt
Organism: Caenorhabditis briggsae
Lineage: Eukaryota; Metazoa; Nematoda; Chromadorea; Rhabditida; Rhabditidae
Exons: 7
Coding region: 1-1287 (428 amino acids)
Molecular function (GO): protein binding
Source: RefSeq, a predicted model, not a curated record